Messenger RNA from Hydra vulgaris (swiftwater hydra), 420 nucleotides. RefSeq names its product histone-lysine N-methyltransferase SETMAR-like. Gene Ontology annotation, cellular component: nucleus; site of double-strand break; condensed chromosome. Lineage: Eukaryota; Metazoa; Cnidaria; Hydrozoa; Anthoathecata; Hydridae. The record is from RefSeq and is a predicted model, not a curated record. Gene Ontology annotation, molecular function: DNA topoisomerase binding; histone H3K4 methyltransferase activity; single-stranded DNA endonuclease activity. Gene Ontology annotation, biological process: DNA double-strand break processing; replication fork processing; double-strand break repair via nonhomologous end joining.
AUGUACUGCAACAAAAAACAAACAUAUCAUUGGUUAGCCAGUAGCGAUCCAAUACCGAUGACUCCUAAACCACGUAUUCACCAACAAAAGGUUUUACUGUGUGUAUGGUUGACUACAUCAGGUAUCGUUCACUAUGAGUUGCUACCAGGUGGACAAAGCAUUAGUGCUGAGAUAUAUUCAGCCCAAUUGGACAGAGUUUUGGUUGCUCUUCACCAAAAACAAGCAGCUUUGGCGAACAGAAAAGGUGUUGUAUUCAACCAGGACAACGCCAGACCGCACACCUCUAAAAUCACGCGGGAAACUCUAGUACGUUUACAAUGGGAGAUUCUACCUCACCCUCUGUAUUCACCAGAUCUUACCCCAAGCAACUAUCACCUGUUUUUGGCCCUGGAUAAUCAUAUGAGGAAUCGACAGUUUUAA